This is a messenger RNA of Phaeodactylum tricornutum CCAP 1055/1, 600 nucleotides long. RefSeq lists its product with no specific name. The annotation marks the transcript as partial. Lineage: Eukaryota; Bacillariophyta; Bacillariophyceae; Surirellales; Neidiaceae. Gene Ontology annotation, cellular component: cytoplasm. Gene Ontology annotation, molecular function: phosphatase activity. The record is from RefSeq and is a predicted model, not a curated record. The transcript has a single exon.
CGUACGAAAACGGUCCACUUUGUACGUCACGGUCAAGGAUUUCACAAUCUCAUGGCCGAUCUGGCCCACGCACAAGGCAAGGAGUGGGAACAAUUCAAAGACACACCGGAGAAUCCUUAUCUAAUACCCGAGAUUCUCGACGCACCUUUGACUGAGAAAGGCCGGCAACAAGCGUACGUGCUACAAGCACAAAUAAACGGCAUGGAGCUUGGACAAAAACCUCAAUUGGUGGUGUUUUCCCCCAAUUGUCGUGCUCUGCAGACGGGCGUCAUUGUGUUUGAAAGCUUGGUCGGGAAGGUCCCGUUCGUCGCGCAUGAAAUGGCUCGCGAAGAAAGCGGUAUACACGUUUGCGACAAACGUCGUCCCGUGUCACGCCAACGAACCGAAUUUCCUCAGGUCAAUUUUGGUCUACUCGAGGCAGACGAUGAUCCGCUGUUCCAGGACGACGUUCGCGAAACCAGACAACAAGUCGCGGAUCGCGUUUACCAGUUCUUUGAAUGGCUAGCGACGCAAGAUGAGCAGAUUGUGGCCGUCAGUAGUCACUCUGGCUGGUUACUAACGGUGUUCAAUGCAAUGCUGCGGUGUGACGAAUCGCUUCGG